This is a messenger RNA of Pestalotiopsis fici W106-1, 1245 nucleotides long. RefSeq names its product Branched-chain-amino-acid aminotransferase. The record is from RefSeq and is a predicted model, not a curated record. The transcript is spliced from 2 exons. Bases 1 to 1245 code for a protein of 414 amino acids. NCBI's taxonomy places the organism in Eukaryota, Fungi, Ascomycota, Sordariomycetes, Amphisphaeriales, Sporocadaceae. Gene Ontology annotation, molecular function: branched-chain-amino-acid:2-oxoglutarate transaminase activity. Gene Ontology annotation, biological process: L-leucine biosynthetic process; L-valine biosynthetic process. Gene Ontology annotation, cellular component: mitochondrion.
AUGUUGCGACAGGUACUCCCAAGAGCCGGGAGGGCUUUCAGAGCUCCUGCAGCUCGCCAAUUGCUUCCUUUGGCCUCGGCACAGGCUUCGAGAUGCUACAGCAUCCAGCCAAAGGCCGCUUCCACUUCGAAGCCCGUUGGCAUCGACCCUACAAAGCUUAGUAUCACAGAAACGUCCUCGCCUAGGACCCCGAGCGAUCCCAAGACGCUCGUAUUUGGCAGAGAGUUCACAGAUCACAUGCUCACGAUAGAAUGGACACAACAAGACGGUUGGCUGGAGCCCAAGAUCGCACCUUACCAGAACCUCUCGCUCGACCCGGCCACCUGUGUGUUCCACUAUGCCUUUGAGUGCUUCGAGGGCAUGAAGGCCUACAAGGACAAGUCGGGCAACGUGCGCCUCUUCCGCCCAGACAAGAACAUGGAGCGAUUCAACAAGUCCUCAGCCCGCAUCGCCCUGCCCACCUUUGAGCCCACCGCGCUCAUCGAGCUGAUUGCCAAAUUUGCCAAGCUCGAGGAGCGCUUUAUCCCCAAUGAGCGCGGCUACUCUCUCUACCUGCGCCCGACCAUGAUUGGUACCCAAAAGACUCUCGGCGUUGGCCCGCCCGGCAGCGCCCUGCUGUACGUGAUCGCCAGUCCCGUCGGCCCGUACUACCCCACCGGCUUCAAGGCCGUCUCCCUAGAGGCCACCGACUACGCCGUGCGUGCCUGGCCCGGCGGUGUCGGCGACAAGAAGCUCGGCGCCAACUACGCUCCCUGCAUCCUGCCCCAGCUCGAGGCCGCCAGCCGUGGCUUCCAGCAGAACUUGUGGCUCUUUGGCGAGGAGGAAUACGUCACCGAGGUCGGCACCAUGAACAUGUUUGUCGCCAUCAAGAACAAGGAGACGGGCCAGAAGGAGCUCCUCACCGCCCCGCUGGACGGCACCAUUCUCGAGGGUGUCACCCGUGACUCGAUCCUGGCUCUGGCCCGCGAGAAGCUGGCCCCCGAGGGCUGGAAUAUCAUUGAGCGCAAGUACACGAUGAAGGAGCUUGCCGAGGCCUCGGCCGAGGGCCGCAUGAUUGAGGCCUUUGGCGCAGGUACCGCUGCCAUUGUGAGCCCCGUCCGCAAGAUUAGCUGGAAGGGCCAACUCGUGGACUGCGGCCUCAGCGACCUCGAGGAGUCUGGCGAGAUUGCCCUGAGAAUGAAGGGCUGGAUGGAGGCUAUCCAGUACGGUGACGAGCCCGACCACCAGUGGAGCCACCCUUGCUAG